Molecule: messenger RNA, 723 nt
Organism: Arabis nemorensis
Lineage: Eukaryota; Viridiplantae; Streptophyta; Magnoliopsida; Brassicales; Brassicaceae
Source: the annotation of a GenBank genome assembly
AUGGCUUUGCCUUCUUGCUUAAAGACUGGAGUUCUGACCACCGGAUUUAAUCUUUCCGGCAGUCUUGUGAAGUCAGACAGUGGCUUCGCCGUUCCGACAAAGUUACAGAUCAAUCGAAAAAGUGAUGGAGUGAAGAAGUUGAGAAUCCAAGCCGUUUUCAGCUUUCCUCCUGCGUUUCUGACCAGAAACGGUCGAGCCGAGAAGCUGAAACAGCUCAAACAGGAUCUUUUUGAAGCCAUUGAGCCUCUUGAUCGUGGUGCCACCGCCUCGCCUGAUGAUCAGCUUCUGAUUGAUCAGUUAGCUCGUAAGGUGGAAGCAGUUAAUCCAACCAAGGAGCCACUGAAGUCUGGUUUACUUGAUGGAAAAUGGGAGCUUAUUUAUACAACCUCUGCUUCGAUUUUGCAGGCAAAGAAACCAAGGUUCUUGAGAUCAAUAACAAACUACCAAUCUAUAAAUGUGGAUACUUUGAAGGUGCAAAACAUGGAGACUUGGCCUUUCUUCAACUCGGUAACUGGAGACUUGAGACCCCUCAAUUCAAGGAAGGUGGCUGUGCAACUCAAAGUGUUCAAAAUUCUCGGCUUUAUUCCUGUUAAAGCUCCUGAUACCGCACGUGGUGAACUGGAGAUUACAUAUGUAGACGAGGAACUACGGUUAUCAAGGGGUGACAAAGGCAACUUGUUUAUAUUGAAGAUGUUCGAUCCCACUUAUCGAAUCCCUCUCUGA